Messenger RNA from Rubroshorea leprosula, 2649 nucleotides. NCBI's taxonomy places the organism in Eukaryota, Viridiplantae, Streptophyta, Magnoliopsida, Malvales, Dipterocarpaceae. The record is from the annotation of a GenBank genome assembly.
GUUUUCUCAAUCUCAAGCCCCCCCCUCCAUUUCCAAUUCAACUUUUUUGAAUCUCAUUAGGGUUUCGCUUCCAAACCCAAUUUCAGACUUCAUCUUUGUUGUGUUAUGGAUCCAGAAGCAGCCGAGUCGGUAACCAGGGACUCACGUCUGAAAUUUUACAAGACUACACUAUGCCUUGCAUUCCAGAGUUUUGGUGUUGUAUUUGGUGAUUUGAGCACCUCACCCAUUUAUGUCUACCAAAGCACAUUCUCGGGGAGGUUGAGGCUUCAUGAGGAAGAUGAUGAAAUUUUUGGGGUGCUGUCUUUGGUUAUCUGGACUCUGACUCUGAUUCCUCUGUGCAAGUACAUUAUAUUUGUAUUAGGAGCAGAUGAUAACGGUGAAGGUGGCACCUUUGCUUUGUAUUCUCUACUUUGCCGGCGUGUAAAAGUGAGUCUCUUGAGUGCUUCUCAUGUGCCAGAUGAUGAUAUAUCUACUUAUGACACUGGACAAUCUAGGAAAGAAACCAGGGCUAGUUCUCUUCUAAAGGAGCUUUUUGAUAAGCAUCAUAGUUCACGGGUUGUGUUGCUUCUUGUUGUGCUCCUAGGAACUAGCAUGGUUAUUGGGGAUGGAGUGCUAACCCCAUCAAUGUCAGUCCUCUCUGCAGUUAAUGGCAUCAAAAUCAAGGCUACAGGUCUACAUGAGAAUUAUACUCUGUUUGUUGCUUGUAUGAUUUUGAUGGGGCUGUUUGCCCUGCAGCAUUUUGGGACACAUAGGGUUGGCUUUCUUUUUGCCCCUAUUUUGGUGGCUUGGCUCUUAUGCAUUACUAGUGUUGGUAUUUACAACAUAAUACACUGGAAUCGAGGUGUGGUGAGUGCCUGGUCACCAUACUAUGUGUAUAAUUUUUUCAAAAAGGCUGGAAAAGAUGGAUGGAGCUCUCUUGGAGGCAUUCUUCUUUGUAUUACAGGUGCAGAGGCCAUGUUUGCAGACCUUGGACAUUUUUCCCAGCUUUCUAUUAGGUUGGCAUUUACCAUUGUUGUUUAUCCCUGCUUAAUUUUGGCGUAUAUGGGUGAGGCUGCCUACCUCUCCAAGCACAAAGAAGACCUUCAUAGAAGCUUCUACAAAGCCAUUCCUGAGGCUGUUUUUUGGCCAGUGUUCAUUAUUGCGACAUUGGCAACAAUAGUUGGCAGUCAAGCAAUUAUUUCUGCCACUUUCUCUGUCAUCAGCCAGUGUAGGGCAUUGAAAUGCUUCCCUCGUGUGAAGGUAAUACACACAUCAAACCAAAUACAUGGACAGAUCUACAUACCGGAGGUGAACUGGAUCUUGAUGGUUUUAUGCAUUGUUGUUGUGAUUGGCUAUGGGAAUACUGACAUGAUAGGCAAUGCAUAUGGUCUUGCUGUGAUCACCGUAAUGUUGGUAACAACCUGCCUGAUGUUUCUGGUUAUUGUUAUGGUUUGGAAGAGGAACACUCUAUCAGCUGUUGCUUUUGUUAUUGUUUUUGGAUCCCUGGAGCUGUUAUACUUUUCUGCAUGCAUUAUCAAGGUUCAACAAGGAGGCUGGUUGCCUAUCCUUGUCUGCCUGGUAGUUCUGGCUGUUAUGGGUAUCUGGCACUAUGGAACUUUAAAGAAACACUCCUAUGAGCUGCACAACAGGGUGGACCUAGAGACACUUCUAAGCCUGAGCACAAACCUUGGAAUAUAUCGUGUCCCUGGCAUUGGCUUAAUCUACUCAAAUGUGGCCUCAGGUGUCCCACCAAUGUUUGCCCACUUGGUUACCAACUUCCCUGCCUUCCACAAAAUCCUUAUAUUUGUUACCCUUCAAUAUCUCACAGUUCCUAAAGUUCCUGCCAAACAGCAAAUUCUAGUUAGCCGCAUUGGCCCAUCAGAGUUCUGCCUCUUCCAUUGUGUUGUUAGGUAUGGUUACAAGGAUGCAAGGAAGGAUUCUCAUGCUUUUGAGAGUCAUCUUAUUGAAAGUAUAGCAGAGUAUUUGCAGCGUGGUGGUCAAGAUUAUGAAGUUGGAGGCUCAAAAGACAAAUUGGCCCUUAAUCAUUGGCAAUCUAACCCAGUAAUGGAUGUUGUACCUUUGAGACUAGAAAAUGAAGUUGGUGCUGCAGCCUGCAAGAAAAAAGUGAGAUUUCGUGGUGUGGGAUGUAGUAAGCAAUUGCUAGAGCUGAUAGAGGCAAGGGAAUCUGGUCUGGCAUAUAUGAUGGGUAGCACUUGUGUUUUGGCCUGUGAAUCAUCUUCCUUUUUGAAGAAGUUUGUAAUCAACAUUGUCUAUGGAUUCUUGAGACGAAACUGUAGGCAUCCAGCAACAGCUCUUGGAGUUCCGCACACGUCACUAAUUGAAGUAGGAAUGGUUUAUCGAGUGUAGAUACUGAAACAAGGUCAUGACUCUGUCCUCAACACUAGUGUAAACCGAUGCAAACAAAGUUACAGAAUCAGAUUGAUUGCAUUUAAUCCUGUUGAUAGGUUUGAAGAUCUUAGGUUUUGCAUAUCUUGCAGUUUUUCUUUUAGGAAUACUUAGAAACACGUACCUACCUUUCCACAGUUUUCUUUGUGCAAAAAGAUUUGUUAUCUUGGUCACCGUCACACCAUAUGCUUCUGUUACUUCAUUUGUAGAACUUAGAUUAUCUGAUUUAAUUGCUGGAAACAAUGGUGAGUAGGUUCUGCUCUG